Molecule: messenger RNA, 1740 nt
Organism: Phyllopteryx taeniolatus (common seadragon)
Lineage: Eukaryota; Metazoa; Chordata; Actinopteri; Syngnathiformes; Syngnathidae
Gene: skp2
Product: S-phase kinase-associated protein 2, E3 ubiquitin protein ligase
Exons: 10
Coding region: 30-1424 (464 amino acids)
Molecular function (GO): protein binding
Source: RefSeq, a predicted model, not a curated record
CGUUGCGCCUCCCAUUUUGGGACGAGCGGAUGUGCAAUGUGACGUCACGUCGCGAGGCGGCCCGCGGCGGGCGGGAGUUUCAACGAGUGCUCAACUCGUGCGUGUUCCUCCAAACCGCAGAGUCGGCGUCGUCGUCGUCCUUGUCGUCCUUUUUGUCUCGAAUGCAGCUGGCAGCGGAAGACUGCAUGCCCCUGCGGGAUUCGCCGAGCCCGGAGGCCUCCGUGCUGUCCCUGGCGACGGGGAGCAGCAAGCGCAAGCGGCGGGGUCACCCGGCGGAGGCCCCGGACGCCGAGUGCACCCCGACGGAGCUCAUUCAGCAGCGGGCGCCGGAACACAAACCGCAACGCUCCGCCUGGAAGGGCAAAGAGAACGACCGCAACCCUUAUGUCAUUUCCAGACGAUCGAGGAAGAGGAAGGGAUCGGUGUCCGGCGUUUCAUGGGACCACCUUCCAGAUGAGUUGAUCCUCAGGAUCCUGGUCUUCUUUCCCCUGCGGGACCUCCUCAGGACGUCGGUCAUUUGCAGACGCUGGCAUCGUUUGGCGUUCGAUGAGUCGCUGUGGCACAGUGUCGACCUGGAGGGGGUGACCGAUAUGGGUCCAGCGCUGCAGCAGGUGCUGAAGACGGGGGUGCGCAGGUUACGCUGUCCUCGCUCUUUCAUUAACAACCUGCACUUAACGGGGACGUGCACCCUGAAGAUCGCUGAAAUCGACCUGUCCAGCUCCAUCGUCGCCGCACCCACCCUGGAGGGCAUCAUCGAUCAAUGCAAUCUGCUCGAGUGUGCCAGUCUGGAGGGCCUGCAGCUCUCUGACAACAUUGUCAAUGGUCUGGCCCAGAAUCUGCGCCUGCGCCAGCUCAACCUGAGUGGUUGCUUCAACUUCUCCGCUGACUCUCUCGCUCACAUGCUACAAUCCUGUUCCAGAAUAGAACAGUUGAACAUAUCGUGGUGCCACUUCAACAGUCACCAUGUGAGAAACAUAGUCGGCCACGUGAGCGCCACUGUUACGCACCUCAACCUCAGCGGAUACAGAGACGGCCUCAUACUAGAUGACGUGAAGGUCUUGGUUAAGAGAUGUCCUGGCAUUCGCACGUUAGAUUUGAGUGACAGCACUCAGCUGAUGGCUGACUGCUUCCCCGUGCUCUCUGCGCUCAAACAUCUGCUGCAUCUGUCCCUGAGCCGCUGCUACCACAUUCACAUCGCCGCCCUCACUGACCUCAGGAAGACGUUCCCCACGCUGCAGUACCUAGAUGUGUUCGGCCUCGUAAACGACAGCCACUUGUCCUCGUUGAGGAAGCAAAGCCUCGGCAUUUGCAUUAACUCCUUGCCUUUCUCUGCCAUCGCCCGACCCACGCCUGCCAGCGUCAGUGGCACCGCUGGCGCCCACAGUAUGUGGAACAAAAAAAAUCGCCUGAGGUUCAAGCUAUAGGGGUUUUUAAAUUGGACUCGAAACACCCGUGAAGUGGAGGAGAGAGUUUGGUGGUAUCGGAUGUUUUCCACACCAAACAAACGUGUGAAGGUCGUUCGGGAAAAUAACCAAUCUGCUUUUGUGGCGUUAGAAAACCUCAAAAGGCACGUUCAAUCUGUUCAGACGUUAAUAUAUGUCUAAAAGGAGGUGCGAAAUGAAACCUUUGCAUAAUGUCUUUCAAUAUUGUGCCACUGUUUGUAGUUUCUAUUCAAAUUGAAUGUACAUGUGACCUUGUCUUCCAUCUGUUCAAGAGUAAAGCACUGAGUGCCAAAACCUG